Molecule: messenger RNA, 711 nt
Organism: Penicillium canescens
Lineage: Eukaryota; Fungi; Ascomycota; Eurotiomycetes; Eurotiales; Aspergillaceae
Product: C2H2-type zinc finger protein
Exons: 4
Coding region: 1-711 (236 amino acids)
Biological process (GO): regulation of transcription by RNA polymerase II
Cellular component (GO): PcG protein complex; transcription regulator complex
Molecular function (GO): RNA polymerase II cis-regulatory region sequence-specific DNA binding; DNA-binding transcription factor activity, RNA polymerase II-specific
Source: RefSeq, a predicted model, not a curated record
AUGAGCGGCCCUAUCAUUGCAAAGAUUCAUACGGGCGAAAAACCAUACGUCUGCGACCAUGAGGGGUGCCAGAAAGCCUUCUCAGAUUCCUCUAGUCUAGCCCGCCAUCGAAGAAUCCAUGCUGAGAAACGACUAUGCAUCUGCCAAGAAGAAACCUGCGGGCUAAGUUUCUCUCAUAAAGCUGCCCUCACGAAACGCCAACGCGGCUUCCAGUCUCCGGGAUGUUUCAUUCAACCACCGUCAAAAGACUCGACGUUGGAACGUUACAAUCAAGACGAGACUUCUGCAGCCGUGUCAAUUCAUAAUACGCAAGACCAGAACUCCUUCGCACUGCAGCCCUUCUAUCCACAAUCAGCGUCGCCCAGCCACGAGCUCUGCUCCAUACAUGGCGUUUCGGUGGGCUCAGUGCACGUGCAUGAGGGUUCUUCUGCAAGCGUAGCACAGAGUGUGCCCUUAUUUUCGGCGACGAACAUGCAGUAUGUCUGGCAACUUUUCCCUCAGCCACACCACGAGAUGCCCGCAGCCAUGUCAAUCCCCAAUGCGCAAGACCAAAACUCCAUCGCACUGGAGCCCUUCUACCCACAAUCAGCGUCGCCCAGCCACGAGCUCUGCUCCAUACAUGGCGUUUCGAUGGGCUCAGUGCACGUGCACGAGGGUUCUCCUGCAAGCGUAGCACAGAGUGUGCCCUUAUUUUCGGCGACGAACCUGUAG